Messenger RNA from Clupea harengus (Atlantic herring), 1041 nucleotides. RefSeq names its product mothers against decapentaplegic homolog 6-like (gene smad6b). Bases 10 to 579 code for a protein of 189 amino acids. Lineage: Eukaryota; Metazoa; Chordata; Actinopteri; Clupeiformes; Clupeidae. Gene Ontology annotation, cellular component: heteromeric SMAD protein complex. The record is from RefSeq and is a predicted model, not a curated record. The transcript has a single exon. Gene Ontology annotation, biological process: regulation of transcription by RNA polymerase II; cell differentiation; SMAD protein signal transduction. Gene Ontology annotation, molecular function: transcription regulator inhibitor activity; I-SMAD binding.
GAUGCCAGUAUGUCUCCUGACGCUCCCAAGCAGAGUCACUGGUGCUACGUGGCGUACUGGGAGCACCGGACGCGCGUGGGCCGCCUGUACGCGGUGUACGAGCACGCCGUCAGCAUCUUCUACGACCUACCUCAAGGCACGGGCUUCUGCCUGGGCCAGCUGAGCCCCACGGGUGGUGGUGGUGGUGGUGGCGGGGGGAGCACCAUGGUGCAGCGCGCCCGCGGCAAGAUCGGCUACGGCAUCCUCCUGAGCAACGAGCCAGACGGCGUGUGGGCCUACAACCGCAGCCAGCACCCGGUCUUCGUCAACUCGCCCACCCUGGACGUGCCUGGCUGCCGCAGCCUGGUCGUACGCAAGGUCAUGCCCGGCUACUCAAUCAAGGUGUUCGACUACGAGCGCUCGGCGGCGCUGCGGCACACGGGCGGCGCCGCCGCCGACGGACCCGAGGUGCCGGAGGGGCCCUACGACCCAAACAGCGUUCGCAUCAGCUUCGCCAAGGGCUGGGGACCCUGCUACUCCAGACAGUUCAUCACCUCCUGCCCCUGCUGGCUAGAGAUUCUGCUCAACAACCACAGAUAACACACACACACACACACACUUACGGACACACUUACGGACAGCUGAGAGAGACGUGGACUGCGACACACACACGAGACAUAAGAAAAACUCAAAACAAAACGGACCCCACAAACUAUCCCAAAUAUCAUCUACUUAGAUUUAAUAUAAAGUUUUAUAUAUUAUAUGAAAUAUAUAUUAUACUUGUAAAUACGGGAGUCAUUUUUACAAUGUAAUUAUUUAUGUAUGGUGCAAUGUGUACAUGGAGAACAAGAGGAAAAAAAUGGAAAACGCACUUUGGCUUAUAUAUAUUAUAUAUAUAAAUAUAUAUAAAGAUAAAGAAAUCUUUCAAUACCAAUUUGAAAAAUUAUACAGCAAAAAUAGGAUGAGCCUGGUUUUGGUGUAUAGUUUUCAUAUUCUAUUAAUAUCCAGACAAAAAAGCUAACACCAUUCACACAUUGGUAAUAAAGUAUUCGCAUAAUACUU